This is a messenger RNA of Chiloscyllium plagiosum (whitespotted bambooshark), 1524 nucleotides long. The record is from RefSeq and is a predicted model, not a curated record. NCBI's taxonomy places the organism in Eukaryota, Metazoa, Chordata, Chondrichthyes, Orectolobiformes, Hemiscylliidae.
UCCAGAGGAUCCAGGUCAGUGGUUACGUCAGCGGCUGGAAGUAGGUCAGUGGAACCUUGCGACAUUGUAUCCGUGGCGGUGGCGGUCCAGGUUCAGGUUCAGUAGCGAGGUGUAGAAGCCGACGACAAGGCAGCACACCCGCAGGAGGGAAUACCUUUUAGCUCUCCGCCCAUUGUAAGAUCAUCCAAUGGCAGACCAAAAUAUGGACAUCUCCUCAACAAUAAAUGAUUUUAUCUCAUCUGAUCCAAGUGGAUUAAUAUUGAACUCCUUGGGCACAGCAAGCAUGGACUUUAACCGGAAGCGCAAAGGAAGUUCCACAGAUUAUCAAGAUGGGAUGGACACUGACAAAGAGGAUCAACACAACAGGAUGGAAUGUACAGAUCAACACGGCAAAGUCAAAAAUGCCAGAGAGGCUCAUAGCCAGAUUGAAAAGCGGCGUCGGGAUAAGAUGAACAGUUUUAUUGAUGAGUUGGCAUCGAUGGUGCCAACAUGCAAUGCCAUGUCACGGAAGUUGGACAAGCUCACUGUGCUUAGGAUGGCUGUACAGCACAUGAAGACCCUAAGAGGAGCCACCAAUGCUUACUCAGAGGCUAACUACAAACCUGCCUUCCUUUCAGAUGAUGAGCUGAAACAUCUUAUCCUCAGGGCGGCUGAUGGAUUUCUUUUUGUUGUGGGCUGCGACAGAGGGAAGAUACUUUUUGUGUCUGAAUCGGUUUUCAAAAUUCUCAACUAUAGCCAGACGGAUCUGAUCGGUCAGAGUUUGUUUGACUACCUCCACCCAAAGGACAUUGCCAAAGUCAAAGAGCAACUCUCUUCAUUUGAUGUGACCCCAAGGGAGAGGCUAAUAGAUGCCAAAACUGGCUUGCCGGUAAAGACAGACAUAACUCCAGGACCCUCUCGAUUGUGCUCGGGAGCAAGACGCUCGUUUUUUUGCCGGAUGAAAUGCAACAGGCCUUCUGUCAAAUUAGAGGAAAAAGACUUCACAGCCAACUGCUCCAAGAAGAAAGUUGACCGUAAGAGUUUCUGCACCAUUCACAGCAGCGGCUAUCUGAAGAGCUGGCCGCCCACCAAGAUGGGAUUGGACGAAGACAAUGAGCCUGACAAUGAAGGCUGCAACUUGAGCUGCCUUGUCGCCAUUGGUCGGUUACAUCCUCACAUUGUACCGCAGCCAAUCAGUGGCGAGAUCAGAGUAAAAUCAACUGAGUACGUUUCCCGACACGCAAUAGAUGGGAAAUUUGUGUUCGUGGACCAGAGGGCGACUGUGAUUCUGGGAUAUUUGCCACAGGAGCUCCUGGGAACCUCAUGUUAUGAAUAUUUCCACCAAGAUGAUAUAGUACAUCUUGCAGAGUGCCACCGACAAGUGUUACAGAGCAGAGACAAGAUCACCACCAGCUGCUACAAGUUCCGAAUAAAGGAUGGUUCCUUCAUCACGCUGCGCAGUUACUGGUUCAGUUUCCUCAACCCCUGGACCAAAGAAGUUGAAUAUCUUGUUUCCACAAACACUGUUGUUUUGUGAGUUUCUUU